Messenger RNA from Penicillium roqueforti, 2376 nucleotides. Its product is annotated as F-box domain protein. Bases 1 to 2376 code for a protein of 791 amino acids. The transcript has 3 exons. NCBI's taxonomy places the organism in Eukaryota, Fungi, Ascomycota, Eurotiomycetes, Eurotiales, Aspergillaceae. The record is from RefSeq and is a predicted model, not a curated record.
AUGAGCACCAUCGAGCAGUGUCCUGCUGAGACAAUUGAUAAUAUCGUCUCGUUUCUCAACUUGCGCGAUAUUUGCAAUCUCCGCCUCACGAGCCGCGGUCUGGCACUCAGGGUCUUCGGAGCCCCGUCUUUCGGAUCCCACCUAGAGCAAAGACAGGUCGACGUUACGGAGCGCAGCCUCCGGGCCGUAGCCGAGGCAACAGCAAAGCCCGGCCGACUAGGUUGCUUCAUUAGCGACUUGGUACUGGUCGGCGUGGUGAACAACACUAAAUUCCUCACGCAAGAGGUCAAGUAUACUACAGGGGACGCAGGACAUCGCGCAAAGCAGCAGCAGGACCUCGAGAUCCUGACUCGACGGCAAACAGAGUAUGAAACCCUACAUGCGUCUCGCGGUGAUAUUCUCCUGCUGAGUCAGAUAUUCCGCAACCUCAUGGCCCAUGGUAGGCGCCGGGGUCUCCGCUCCUUAUCCCUGACAGUCGUGGUGUAUCGCGAGGACGCGCAGACGAGACUGCUCCCCAAAGACGGGUUCGGCUGGACCCUGAUCUGGCAGGCUGCCGCCGACACGUUCCUUACGGCGCUGGCGGCAUUCGCGGCAAGUGGGAUCGCGGUACAGCGGCUCGACGUCUACAACAGUAUAGAGCGGUGCAGCCUAGCGUGUAACGAGCCUAGUGCCGUGAACUUUGAAUACAAUAUGCUAGCGACGUCACUCGCGUCGCUGAAAACACUCGCCGUAAGCUUUUCGGAUCGGGUUAUCAAUGAAAGGACAGAGGAUCUCGGCCUAACAGGCGACCCAUCGGACACGUGGGACGAGCAUUUGGAAGAUGAGUUGAGGGAACGUGAAGAUAUAGAGAAUGAGGUGUAUCAGGAUUCGACGUUUACUGGCCUCCCCGCCCUGGUACAACGCUGCCGGGGGCUCGAGAGUCUAGAACUCCAUCAUUAUCAACUUAAGGAUCUGAUCCUCUCGGAAGAGGAUCUGAUCUUCUCGGGACUCAACCGGUACCGUGAACGAUUCUUCCCGUACAUAGCCGAGAUGAUCCCGCUACCUCCCUUGAAGCGCGUCGUUCUCCGCGGAUUACGGGUGAGAUCAGCAGAUAUACUAGCCUUUAUACAGAGGCUACAGCCAACUUUAAGAGAGCUAUCGCUGCAGCACGUGAUUCUCCUCGACGGGGCAAAGUUCGAAACUAUCUUCGGCUACUGCAUAUCUGAGGAGGCUGGCUUGGAGCGGUUGUACUUGGACCAUUUGCUGGAGCCAGUAGUGAUGGCUAGUGGCGCGUACAACUACCGUCGACUGGUCUACUUUACCGGGGAACCUAACCAGGAGCCUAAGCUCCGGCGCAGGGACCUCCCACACCGCGGUAGUAACACAGUGGAUAGGAUAGAAAAGAGCAAUUCGGUGCGGUCUGAAUAUAACUUCGUCGGGGACAGCACUGUUUUGACGCUUCUAGCAUCUUUCUUUAUCGGAGUUACGCACUUUGAAUUGCAUAAUGCUCGACAAAGUUGGUUCUACCUCCGCGAAGCUAUAACCUUGGCGCAGGCACUUGGCUUGCACACGGACGAGUUCUACCGUGGCAUGGAUUAUAUAAGCGCUCUGUACUGCCGUCGAAUUUACAACAUUCUGUUCGUCACGGAGAGAUCUUUCGCAGUAGCAAGACAUAAACCGGUCCUUCUACCUCGCCCGUUGCUUUUUCCUGCUCCCGGGCCGAACGAUCAACUAGAGGGCCUAGAAGAACAGCCAGAAAUUGACAUCGGAUUCCGCCAGCUUGUGCACGUUUAUUCGCAGAUCGAUGUCAACUUUUUGGACUUCUGGAGUGAAAAGGAGACAAUCGGCACAACCCAUUCGACAUGGAACCUUUUUUGCUUAAAGUUGCUUCCGGACUGCGUCGUGAUGUCUGACGCUCAUAAAGCUGAUAUCUUUGUGACCCAGCACUGGCUUGACCUGGUUCUAUGGAGAGCGGCCCUUCGGCAGGGGUUACUUUCUACCAAGGCGGGAUCACGGUCUAGGACGUUUUCUUAUCCACAGGAUAUUGCGUUAUCCUUACUACAGACAUUGACAUCGCUCUCUAAAGAGUCAGUGGCAGUACAUGGACUAGGGAUUUUCGAAAAAAUAUACGACGUAGGCAACACUCUGGCUGACUUCAUGCAUUGCUCAAGAAAUUUGACAGGCUGGACAGAGGCAAUGUCACAGAACAUGGACCGACUAGACUCAAUUCAAAAACAGCUCUCUCUAAGUCCAAACUCCCACGAUAAAUUCGCCCUGUCUCUAGGAGGACGAUUGGCUGAGUAUUCUAUUUUCUUUGGUAGCCCUUUUACCAUGUAUAAUUUGGUCAUUAGAGACGAAGAUGUGGAAGACCAACGGGAUGCAUACACCCUGGAAUGA